Messenger RNA from Nematostella vectensis (starlet sea anemone), 986 nucleotides. RefSeq names its product cochlin-like. The record is from RefSeq and is a predicted model, not a curated record. The coding region runs from base 119 to 841 and encodes 240 amino acids. NCBI's taxonomy places the organism in Eukaryota, Metazoa, Cnidaria, Anthozoa, Actiniaria, Edwardsiidae. The transcript has 3 exons.
AAAUACAAACAGCCUGUAUUCGUAAACAAUCCAAAGAACCAGAAAAUAGACUUACAAAUGAAUUGAAUAUUUGACGGUGGCUUGUUCAAAAAAAUUGAGACAACACGUCCCCUGAAAAAUGAAGAUGUCAAGUUUUCUUCUGUUAGCGGCGAUUAUUUCGUUCAUGUUGGCAAGGAAGGCUUAUGGUGUUGAACUUGUGGAGCCCUAUAACCGUUGCUAUGGUCAAGUAGAACUGGGUUUUAUCGUCGACGGCUCUCGCAGCAUCGAAGCAUCGGCAUGUGGUAACUUCAAGCGAAUGCUCGACUUCACACAGCGAAUAGCCUCGGGAUUCGGAAUUGCUUCGUCUCAGACUCGGGUCGGCGUCGGCUUGUAUUCGACCUUUGCGUCCGUGCCUAUUCCGUUCGGCAAGUACACGAGUCUGCAGGAAACUGUUGAAGGGAUAAAGAAACUCCGCUAUCCCGGUGAAGGGACCAGGACAGGGAGAGCACUAAAGCUAAUGAAGACUCAUCUCUUCUCUCAGUCGAGACCGAAAGCCCAUAAGGUUCUGAUAGUACUUACUGAUGGCACCUCCGUUGAUGACGUCAAAGCGCCCGCUAAGGCCUUGAGGGAGAGUGGGGUGGAGGUUUUUGCGGUGGGAAUCGGUGAACACUAUCGUCCUCGGGAGCUCAAGGACAUCGCGACUGAUACAGGUCACGUGUUAACAGCGGGAUUUCGUGACCUUAUGUCUGUCGAGAGGAAGUUGCGUGACGCGGUCUGUAAAUCCGUCAGGAAGGCAAUGAUGGCUAACGCGUACCAACAGGGGGUGGGUGCAUGCGCUAGUAGCCCUUGCUAUGGGAAGUAAAGUACCACGCUUCUUCAAGAGAUAGUUGUCUUUAAUUUUUGAUAAAAAUGAUCUAAGAUAAAAUAAAAAAUCACAUCCUAAUUGAAAUAAUUGACAGUGAUGUGAUAAUUUUAAAAUGGAUAAUAAAUUUAGAAACUAAAUGGUA